AUGAAUGAGGCGGACAUGAUAAGGUGUGAUCAAAAGCUACAACAAGGAUAUCAUGGAACCGAUUUUGAUAACUUCAUGAAAAUGCCAGAGCAGAAGCUACAACCAGAGUACCAUGCCACAAAUCUUCACCCAAACAGCCAACCAUCACAAGGCGGAGCCACAGAGGUAGAACCAGGAGCAUAUGCCUUGGCACCAACACCGUCCAACGACAAUGAUAAUGAUGCCCAGGUUUUAAGUAUUUCUAGUGAAGAAACCAGCCAUGACAGUGAAGAAGAACCAACACCACCCGACCAGGAGAGCUCUGGUUUGGCAGUUGCUAGAGAGGUGCAGAAUGACGAUCCAGAAGACCCAAGAAGCUUGCCACAAGCAGAAGAGUAUAACAAGAAUAGAGAGUUUCAGAAAAGGAACGCACAAACCCAGGAGUCAAACAAGCUGAUCGCAUUGUAUCUUGGCUUUGGCCUCUGUCUUGUUAUUCUCAUUGUACUACUUGUGGUCCUGUUGGGGAGGAAAGCAGGUGAUGGAAAUGAAGCUACCCCUGCCAUGGAAAAUGUCGAACCCAGCAAAGAACAUUCCUCUAUGGACUCUACCAUGGCUCCUAGUUUGUCUCCUGUCUUUGAACAGCUCCUUGGCUACUUCCCAAACUACACUAUCCAGGGAAUGGAGGACCCAGAGUCUCCACAAUGCAAAUCAUUGGAUUGGCUAUUGGAUGAUCCAGAUCUAAUGGAAUAUGUUGAUUUGGAAUGGAGGGUGAAGCAGCGGUUUGCCUUGGUGGCACUGUUUCACUCUACCAAUGGCUUCAACUGGACCUACAAUGACAACUGGCUGAGUUAUAGCCACCAUGAGUGCUUUUGGUAUGCAAGUGGAUCCAUUCCCUUUGAGCUUCCUGGGUCUGGCGACAACUAUUUCAGAGGGGAGUAUCAGAAUCCAUGCCAUCUACCCAUCAAUGAUACAAUUGCAAAUGGCACUAUGGAGGCAACGAACUUGAUUGUUGAGGACCCAACUCAAGGUGCUUACAAACAGCUGUGGCUCCACAUGAACGGCUUGGAAGGCCAGUUACCAGAAGAAAUCUACUGGCUGACAAAUUUGAAGACAAAGAGUCUCUUCCUCAAUACGCUUGAUGAGCCCAUAUCCUCGCAGAUUGGUCAUUUGCAAGAUUUGGAAGCAGCAAUCUUCAGCUUCACAGAUGUCACGGGGACUCUCCCCACUGAGAUUGGGAUGUUGAGUGACAAUCUUGCCUUCUUUCUCAGCGAGCAAAUGCAGCUGUCUGGCACACUUCCUACUGAGAUUGGCAUGCUUUCCAGAGUGGACACAUUGUUGAUGGACUCAAAUCAUUUUUUGGGGACCAUUCCAACAGAACUGUUCCAACUUUCCAAUCUUCAGUGGCUUUACUAG
Molecule: messenger RNA, 1392 nt
Organism: Seminavis robusta
Lineage: Eukaryota; Bacillariophyta; Bacillariophyceae; Naviculales; Naviculaceae
Source: the annotation of a GenBank genome assembly